Haliotis rubra (blacklip abalone) is the source of this 2970-nucleotide messenger RNA. Its product is annotated as ankyrin-3-like. The transcript has 13 exons. Lineage: Eukaryota; Metazoa; Mollusca; Gastropoda; Lepetellida; Haliotidae. Gene Ontology annotation, biological process: protein localization to ciliary inversin compartment. Gene Ontology annotation, molecular function: protein binding. The record is from RefSeq and is a predicted model, not a curated record. Gene Ontology annotation, cellular component: nucleus; cytoplasm; ciliary inversin compartment. The coding region runs from base 147 to 1640 and encodes 497 amino acids.
CGCACAUGUGCUGGCUGGGUUUAAUUUCCGAGCCCACGCGAAGGAACCAAUAUGGACAUAUUCCAAAGACUUCAAAAUGACACUUUGAAAGAUCUGGGACUGUUCACGUGCAAUGUGGAGUGAUAUAAUCCCAACAGCUCGUGGAAAUGACAGAAAUGACGAAACGGGUACAGUUUGAGGAUGACAGUAACAGCCAAGUUGAACCGCUGCAUCGCGCAUGUGCGCUGGGAUCCUUAGACGACAUUCGGGACUUCUUCAACAGCAAUCCAAAACUAGACGACCAUUUCUACGAAGGGUUGUCUCCCUUGCACGUUGCGAUACUGAGUGACCGCACUGACGUCAUCGAUGUGAUAGACGUCCUCGUCAACAAUGGCGUCGACGUGAAUGCUCAGACAGAGACGAAUAAAGACACAGCCCUCCACCUAGCGGUAGAAAACGGAGAGUUUCCUCAAAAUUAUGACGUCAUAGUCAAAUUAAUCGACUGCAAGGCCGAUGCUGAAAUCCGCAAUAAGCGACUCCGUUCCGCCUAUGACUGUGCACUGGCCAAAGGCCACGACUUGGUUGCCUCAACGCUGGACGGUUCCAAAAGCACCAACGAGGUGCAGAAUUCCUACCGUGAACGAUACGGGGAGAAGUAUGCUCCCAUCCUGAACGAGGCAGUGUUGGAGAGCGAUGAGGACACUAUGAAGGAGUACAUCAAGAAGGGUGCAGAUCCCAACUACAUCAACAAGUAUGGCGCCGGCGCUAUCCACUAUGCACUCACUCGAUGUACACUUCCUGUCAUGCGCGUGCUGGACAUGCUUAUUUCCGCUGGGGCGGAUGUUGAUCUCCGAGAUGAUGAAGGCGACAGUGCUCUUAACCUGGCCAUCAAGAACGAGGAUCUUCGCAAGAGCGGCCAGAUGAUGCAAGUGGUCAAUCUUCUCCUUGAGUGUGGCGCCGAUGUCACCUUUAAAGAUCUGGAUGGCAAGGACGCACUUACGCUAGCCAAGGAGAGGCAAUACAGCGAUGUUGUUGCGGUGUUGAACAAGUCCAAGUCGGAACACGUCAAGGAAGGAGAACAGAGUCCCGAGCCAUUGCCGGAGAGUAGUUCGGAGCAAUCUCCGGAACCAGUGCCAGUGCCAGGUACUCCAUUGCCGGAGAGUAGUUCGGAGCAAUCUCCGGAACCAGUGCCAGGUACUUCUCCGGUUCCCAAACCGGAAACAAUGUCAUCACCGGAACCGGAACACGUGGUGAUGGAAGCCUUGGAGGACACACGUGAGACCGAUGGCAACGUGAACAAACCGAAUGAGGACGGGCUGUAUCCAAUUCACCAGGCCGUGUUGAAGGACGACUCUGACGAGAGGCAGAAGUUGUUGGAGACGUUGACGGAAGCAGGCGCCGAUGUCAACGUUGUAGUCAAAGGGCUUGGUACGACACCUCUCCACCUGGCCGCGGAGAAGAACAGGGUCGACUCUGUGAAAUUCCUACUGGAACAUGGUGCUGACAAGACCAAGAAGACGCUGCUCGGCAAGACGGCGUUUGACAUGGCGUCGGACAAAGGGCAUACCGAGGUGAUGGAGCUGUUGGGCGACCGCCACGACAUCGUCCAGGACAGGUGGAAGAAGGGGGCCAAGAAGUCAAGCUCCUGCACCAUAUUAUGACCUGCAUACCUACAGCACCUCAGACCCAAGUGCAAUCCAUGUACUCCACGUCUAGUGAUAUUGAACUGUGAUAUAAAGUUGUAGCUUGGGGCGGUUUACAAAACACGAUGUAGGCUUAUUGGGUCAACUGUGUAGCCGUGUACACCACAAUUUGAAAGCACAACAAAAACCACAAGGACAAGAAUAAUCGCCAUAUUGGCAGUCGACCUCCAGAAUGUUUACGCUUAGCUUAUGCCUUAUAUCAGAACGUGUGUGUAUUACGCUACACCCUUUUGAUGAAAGGAGCUUGUCGGAUAUACAUUUCUUGGUACGUUAGCAUUUUUCAAAACGCCAUGGACCAAUAAUUUGAGGUACUUUAAUUGUAAGAUAGGAUAGAGUAAGUGAUGUAAAGUGGUGAAUGAGAGUAAUCUACGGUUAUAACGAACUCAACGGGAUCACUAAUUAUAGUUCAGGAUAACCGUAGUUCGUUACACGCAUUAGGAAUAAAAUAUACUGUGGUUGGGACAGAAAACAACAACAGAACCCCCAGUUCGUUAUAUCCGUCAAUUCGUUAUAAGCGUUGUUUACGGUACAUCGCUAAUAGCAAUGUGCUCACAGCCAUAUUGCAGCGAAAGGUCUUGUGGGACCAUAAAUCGCCUUUACACAUAGUACUCAUUGGCGGAUCCAGAGAAGGGGGGAAGGGGUGUGUGUCUGGGGUUCGAACCCCUUCCCCCCUUUUGAAAAGACUUAAGACCUCAUUGAAGAUUUUUUUUGCGUUGGCGGAGCCAAUGGGGGGUUCAGCGGCUUCGCUGGUACUAAUGCAAGGAAGUGAACCCAGGUGUUUGGCGAGACCAGCCAGCACCUUUACCACUGGCCUACUUCACCCUUCUCGAUGUCAUUUCAGGAUGGGUGAAGAAUCUUCAAAAUCAUAAAGACCUAUCAUAAUUAACACCGUGAUUGUAGUUUUGCUCCACUUUUAAGAACUGACAAUCACUGACAUAAACAUCGUAAAUAAUGUAAGAUGAGAAAUCCUUUCAAUUGAUUCUUCCAGGCAUAUCCACGACUCAUCCAUAAGAGGUUGUGGUCUUCGAGGUAAAAAACAACUAGCGAACCUAUAAUAUAAUGUUUUUGGCACCGUCAGUGACAAUCCUGUGACACUUCAUCACGUUGUUUGUUGUGCAACGCCGCAGUCAACAAUAUUCUGCCUAUUUGGCGGUGUUGUGUAAAAUAUAUUUAUGUCCGCCCUGUAUACUCAUUGUAUAUAUUAUGAUAUUACAUUGUAAAUUAUUUUAUACCGGUGUAUGUUAAUGUAAACAACUGAUCAAGGAAAUAAAUAUUUUCCAAAAACGUG